AUGUGCUUCGGCGAUUCCAGCAAGAACAGACGUUCGGCACAAGCAAGGCCAGUCGAACUGAGACCCCCUGUACCUAGAGGUAUCCGGCACCCUGAGACACUGGAAGAAUUAGGAUACGUGGUGUAUCCAGCUGGAAUCGACGACAUCUCUGCUAUUCCAAGUGGGCCUGGUCAGGCAAUCGACCUCUAUACAAUCUAUCAUGUUGAUCGGGUCUUUCAGGGUCAAAACAUUGCGCUGCUUGGUGCCCGCGAGGAAACGGGCUUAUUGCUUGUUUACGAAAUCUAUACUGUCAGAGACCCCCGGCAUUGGAGUGAGAGGCCACGCGCCGCCGCCAUCUUUCUGAGCUUCUGGCACCGCUUUCUUGGUCAACGCAUCGAAUUGCUACGGACUAUCCUUUUCCAAACUGUUACAGAGCGAACCACGGAUGUCUUAAGGCGAAAGGUAUACAGGAAGAUGGGUUACCACCUGUGGGAGGACCUUGAUAUCCAACGUGGGGGUCGCCGCCAAGGAGAGGUAGACUCCUUCGACCAGACCUGUGACGAGAGCAAGUUCGGCAAGGGUAUGAGGCUUAUGGAGACAGAGAAUCAGGCGAUGAAGGACGCUGGAAUCCAUAUUUAUUUCCUCAAGUUCCGUCCACAUGACGACUCGGGCGUGUUCUACAACUUCGUCGUUGAGUUCCGAGCGCCUUCGAGCCGCCACCACCAAGGAGGACGCCGGAGACGUCAUUGA
Molecule: messenger RNA, 729 nt
Organism: Diaporthe citri
Lineage: Eukaryota; Fungi; Ascomycota; Sordariomycetes; Diaporthales; Diaporthaceae
Exons: 2
Coding region: 1-729 (242 amino acids)
Source: RefSeq, a predicted model, not a curated record